This is a messenger RNA of Caenorhabditis remanei, 1554 nucleotides long. RefSeq lists its product as uncharacterized. Gene Ontology annotation, biological process: ketone body catabolic process. Gene Ontology annotation, cellular component: mitochondrion. The transcript has 6 exons. Lineage: Eukaryota; Metazoa; Nematoda; Chromadorea; Rhabditida; Rhabditidae. Gene Ontology annotation, molecular function: succinyl-CoA:3-oxo-acid CoA-transferase activity. The coding region runs from base 1 to 1554 and encodes 517 amino acids. The record is from RefSeq and is a predicted model, not a curated record.
AUGACGAUUCUCUCGAAAAUUUGGGCACCAUCAAAUGGGAUUCUUGGCACAUUGCCAAGACAUCAGAUGAGACUCAUCUCGAUGACGUCAUCAGCGAAUGCGAAGAUUUUCAAAUCAGCAGAAGAGGCGGUGAAGGAUAUUCCAAAUGGAUCCAAGUUGUUGGUUGGAGGUUUCGGACUCUGUGGAAUCCCGGAAAAUCUGAUCACAGCCCUCACCAAGACUGGUCAAACCGGCCUGACCUGCGUCUCAAACAACGCCGGAGUCGACAAAUGGGGACUCGGUUUAUUGCUUCAAACUCGUCAAAUCAAAAAGAUGAUCUCAUCGUACGUUGGAGAGAACGGAGAGUUCGCACGACAGUAUUUGAGUGGAGAACUCGAAUUGGAAUUCACUCCACAGGGAACGUUGGCCGAGAGAAUUCGCGCCGCUGGAGCUGGAGUUCCCGCUUUUUACACGCCAACUGGUUAUGGUACACAGAUUCAGGAAGGAGGCGCCCCGAUCAAGUACAGUAAGACAGAGAAGAUGAAGAUUGAAAUCGCGAGUAAACCAAAGGAAACUCGUCAAUUCAACGGAGUCAACUACGUGUUGGAAGAGGCGAUUUGGGGAGAUUAUGCGUUGAUUAAGGCGUGGAGAGCCGAUACUUUGGGAAAUAUUCAAUUUAGACAUGCUGCUGGAAACUUCAACAAUCCAAUGUGUAAAGCAUCGAAAUGUACCAUUGUCGAAGUGGAAGAAAUCGUUGAGCCCGGAGUGAUCGCCCCCAACGACGUGCAUAUUCCAUCGAUCUAUUGUCACCGUCUUGUCCUUGGAAAAGAUUACAAAAAACCAAUUGAACGACCAAUGUUCGCUCAGGAGGGACCAGUCAAACCAUCGACAUCUUCUGCUGGAAGAUCGAGAGAAAUCAUUGCGGCACGUGCUGCUUUAGAGUUUACGGAUGGAAUGUAUGCUAACUUGGGAAUCGGAAUACCGACAUUGGCACCAAAUUAUAUUCCAAAGGGGAUUACUGUACAUUUGCAGAGCGAGAAUGGUAUUAUUGGAGUGGGUCCAUACCCAAAGAAAGGAACCGAAGACGCCGAUCUCAUUAAUGCUGGAAAAGAGCCGAUCACUCUUCUGAAAGGAGCAUCGAUCGUUGGCUCAGAUGAGUCAUUUGCAAUGAUUCGUGGAUCUCAUAUGGAUAUUACUGUACUCGGAGCACUUCAAUGCUCCAGAUUCGGAGAUUUGGCUAAUUGGAUGAUUCCGGGCAAACUCGUGAAAGGAAUGGGCGGUGCAAUGGACCUUGUCUCAGCACCGGGAGCCCGUGUCAUCGUAGUAAUGGAGCACACUUCGAAGAACGGAGAGCCAAAGAUUCUCGAGUCUUGCGAACUCCCACUGACCGGAAAAGGAGUGAUCUCUCGAAUUAUCACAGAUAUGGCUGUAUUCGAUGUGUGCACAAAGAACGGAUUGACACUGAUUGAAGUACGAGAAGACUUGACUGUUGAUGAUAUUAAGAAGGCCACCGCCGCUCAAUUUAAGAUCUCGGAGAACUUGAAACCAAUGGGACAGGCGCCGCUGAAUCAAUAG